AUGGGAAAUAAUAAUUCGACUUUUAAACGUAAAAAUAAAAAAAUAGUAUUAGAUAAAAAUGAAACUAUGGACUUGGAAGUAGGAAAGGAUUUAAAAUAUUAUUUACCGAAUAAUUAUGAAGAUAUUGAUAGGAUUCAUAUGUUUCAUUUUUUUCAAAGAUAUAUAUAUCAAGGUAAUUUUUCUUCUCCGAUUGAAGAAAGAUUAAUGCAAGAAAAAUGUAAAGUAUUAGAUAUUGGAUGCGGAUCCGGAACUUGGUUGUUGGAUCUUGCAAAUAAAUAUGAAAAAUCUUUAUUUCAUGGGCUUGAUAAUAAUUCAAUAUUUCCAAAUGAGAUAAAACCGUCAAACUUAAAUUUUAUGAAAGCGGAUAUGUUUGAUGGAUUACCGUUCCCUGAUAAUGAAUUUGAUUUUGUACAUCAGGGUACAAUGGCAGUAACAAAACCUGGUGGAUUUGUUGAGAUUCAUGAACCAUAUUGUAUAUCUAAAGGAUUUGGUCCAAUUUUAAAUAAAAUAAAUGAAGCGCACAUUUCAUCUUGUUUACAAAGAGGAGUAGAUAUGAAAUUAUUACCAAAUCUUGAUAAAAUAAUUAAAUCAAAUCCAAAUACGCCAAUAACUUAUAAAGAUGAAAAAUUCUAUAUUUUAGGACCUAAUGGUGGUAAGAUUGGUAUGGUUAAUCAAGAUAUUUUUAUAGGUUUUCAUGAUAAUGAUGUGGCGAUGGAAAAUUUAAGUCCAGUAUUAGGUAUUUCUAAAGAAGAAUAUAAAAUUAUGAUGACAAAAGAUCUUAUAGAAGAACUUAAAUAUACUAGUCCAGAAUAUUCAUUAAUUAGAUUUUGGGCUAAAAAAAUUAAUUAA
Rhizophagus irregularis DAOM 181602=DAOM 197198 is the source of this 849-nucleotide messenger RNA. The record is from RefSeq and is a predicted model, not a curated record. Lineage: Eukaryota; Fungi; Glomeromycota; Glomeromycetes; Glomerales; Glomeraceae.